AUGAUCGGAAAUCCCCAAAGGCUGGAAGCGAUGAUGAAGCUGAUCCGCACGCUCCGCCCGCGCGUGAUGGUGGUGAUCGAGACAGAGGCGAACCACAACGCGCCCGAUUUUGGCCACCGGUUUGUCGAGAUGCUGUUCACCGUCGGCGGGUAUUUUGACUACCUAGCAACUUGUAUGGAAAGGAAAGAGGAGGCGAGGGCGGCGGUGGAGUCGUGGUAUUUGAACGAUCGGAUUUGA
Linum tenue is the source of this 237-nucleotide messenger RNA. The record is from the annotation of a GenBank genome assembly. NCBI's taxonomy places the organism in Eukaryota, Viridiplantae, Streptophyta, Magnoliopsida, Malpighiales, Linaceae.